Molecule: messenger RNA, 501 nt
Organism: Vairimorpha ceranae
Lineage: Eukaryota; Fungi; Microsporidia; Nosematidae
Exons: 1
Coding region: 1-501 (166 amino acids)
Source: RefSeq, a predicted model, not a curated record
AUGAAAUCUAUACGAAAUCCAGUAAAAGAAAAAUAUAGUUGUUUUAUAACAACUGAUUAUUCUAAAAUUGUUUGUAUUUUAACAUUUACACAAAAAUUGGAAUCAGAACCUUUUAUAAAGGUAUCUUUUAAAGACGAGUCAAACAUUAGACAACAAAAUAUUAUUCAUGACAUUAUUGACUAUCUAAUUCUUUGUAGAUGCGCAGUCACACAAGUACAUAUAGAAUUUAUUGAGUUAGUUAAGGGGCUUGAUGCAUUUUCUGUUUAUCUUAAUUUAUUUUCUAUUGUUGCAAGAAUUGCUAAAUUAGAAGUAAAAGAUUAUUUGUGUUCUGCGACAAUAACAGAAAACGAUUAUCAGGUACAUUUGGCAUAUUUACUCAAUAAAAAACAAAUCAUAAAUUUAUACUCUAAUGGACCAGUAGAAAAUUUAUUAAAUACACUAAAAUUAUGUAUAAAAGAGGCGGAAAACAAUGCUAGGCUUUUGUUUGAUGAAUUAAGUUAA